Amphibalanus amphitrite is the source of this 4290-nucleotide messenger RNA. RefSeq names its product pseudouridine-metabolizing bifunctional protein C1861.05-like. Gene Ontology annotation, molecular function: pseudouridylate synthase activity; kinase activity. The coding region runs from base 252 to 2435 and encodes 727 amino acids. The record is from RefSeq and is a predicted model, not a curated record. The transcript is spliced from 15 exons. NCBI's taxonomy places the organism in Eukaryota, Metazoa, Arthropoda, Thecostraca, Balanomorpha, Balanidae.
CCAUAGUUGUUCACUAAUUACAAAUUUAUACGUUGUUGUUGUGUCCAUGCUCCACGAGUUCCACUUUAUGCUCCACUCUUGAUACUCCUCAUUUCAGACAAAUUGAAAUGAAAUCUGCUCGCUGUGAAGAUGUAUGUAUAGUUGCCAAAUACGCAUUUAUGAUAUUGAUCAGGGCCACAUGUUCUGUAGAUUUUUGGUGAAUCUGACUCAACUUCAGCUUGGACUCCUCUGCCCUAGGAUUGAUAACUUACAUGGGUCUUCUUUUCCAACUUUUGCCUGCUGGGACCAUGCAGGCUGCGAUCGCCGUGCGAAGAGUGCUCGGCGCGAAGGCUGGCCUUGUGCGACUGGGGCGCCAUCUGUCAAUGCAGGUGGCGCCACCAGUCGCUGAGGCAUUGAGAGCAGGCGAUGCCGUCGUCGCGCUAGAGUCCACCAUUAUCACACAUGGAAUGCCCUACCCGCAAAAUCUGGAGACAGCUGAACGAGUGGAGGAGAUCAUCAGAGAGCAGGGCGCCGUACCGGCCACCGUGGGUAUCCUGGGCGGUCAGCUGCACGUGGGCCUCAGCCGUGCACAGAUGGAGCGACUGGCGCGCCACGAGAGACCCUGCGUCAAAACGUCGCGACGCGACCUGCCCUGUGUCAUGGCCAAGGGUCUGGACGGCGGCACCACCGUGUCUGGCACGCUGGUGGCGGCGGCGCGCGCCGGGAUCUCCGUGUUUGUGACGGGCGGCGUGGGCGGCGUGCACCGUGGAGGCCACCGCACCAUGGAUGUGUCGGCCGACCUCAUCGACCUGGGCCGAGCGCCCGUCUGCUGCGUCUGCGCCGGCGUCAAGAGCAUUCUGGACGUGGGACGCACGCUCGAGGUGCUCGAGACGCAGGGCGUGUGCGUGGUUACCCUGGGCGAGAGUGACCGUUUCCCGGCGUUUUUCACGUCCGACUCGGGCCACCGGUCGCCUCACCACGUGACCACGUGCUCGGAGGCGGCCGCCGUGGCGUACCAGCACUCAGAGCUGGGUCUGGAGAGCGGCCUGCUGCUGGCGGUACCCAUACCGGACCAGUACCGCGCCGAGGGACGAUCCAUUCAGGCGGCUAUAGAGCAGGCGGUGAGCGAGGCCGAACAGCAGGGCGUCUCGGGCCGGGAUGUCACGCCCUUUAUCCUGGCCCGGGUCAACGAGCUGACCGGGGGCGCCAGUCUGCAAGCCAACAUACAUUUGGUGGAAAACAACGCCCUGCACGGCGCCAAGGUAGCUGUUGAGCUGGCCGAGCUCAAGAGGAACAGAGGCAAGCGGGGUCGAUUAGAAGGUUCGGUAACCAGAGCGGCAGCGCAGUCAAGAGACAAGGUGCAGAAAGACGACCCUGCGCCAGACGCCAGCGGCGGUAGAGGCGUACCGACCGUAAUUGGUGGCAGCAUCGUAGACUUUGUCAUCAAAACUACCGAUAAACAUCUACAGAUGGACGGGUCCACGCACCGGGGCCACAUAGCGCAGAGCUACGGCGGCGUGGGCCGUAACGUGGCCGACGCGCUCUCCCGGCUGGGUCACCGGCCGCACUUUGUAUCGGCAGUGGGCAGGGACCAGCUGGGUCUCGCCGUCAUCGCCAACAACCCGCACAUGGACUGGCGCUGCGUGGACCGUCGGGAGUCCCUCUGCACGGCCAGCUACGCUGUCCUUGUCGACAGCACUGGCUCGGUUCAGUUCGGCGUCGGCGACAUGGACAUCCACGAGGCCAUCACGCCAGAGCUGGUUGAGCGGCACCGGGCGUCGCUCGUCUCCAGUCCUCUGGUGGUGACCGACGCCAACACCCCCUCUCCCAGUCUGUCAGCGGCCGCGCGCCUUUGCGCCGCCGCCGGCGUCCCGAUCUGGUUCGAGCCGACCGACCUGCGCAAGGCAGUCAAGUCGGCGGCGCUGCUGACAGCGGGCCACCAGCCGCCGGUGCUGUACAGUUCCCCGAACGCUGCCGAGCUGCACACCAUGCUCACGGCGCUGACGCCAGAUCGGCCCGGUGCGUUCCACCUGCUGAAGGGCGACCAGCUCCUGGAUGCGUGCCGUGACGCUAGUCUGCGCCUGCUGGAGCACUUCCACUGCCUACUGGUCACCAUGGGAACCAACGGCGUCAUGAUCAGCCGCCGCGGCGGCCGCUCGGAGCCGCUGCCUUUGGGACCGGGCGCGCGCGCUCUGCCAGCCGGCGGCCCGACCUCAUGUGUCCACUAUCCGGUCACGGCCGCCAGCAAUGUGGUGAACGUCAGUGGCGCCGGCGACUGUUUCAACGCCGGUUUCAUCUCUGGCCUGCUGGCGGGCCUGGCGCAGGACCGGUGCGUACAGCGCGGCCAGCAGCUGGCGCUGCAGGCCGUGGCCUGUGCCGCCGCUGUGCCGGACACACUGCAGCUGAGCGACGCGCCAGAGCCGCACCAGGCCCCUGGCGUGAGCCGGCUGCCCUGAACGGAGGUAGCGCCGCGACAGAGGAACGCGUGGUCAGGUCAGCCGGGCAGCAGAGGGAGCUUGAGCCUUUCAGAUCCGUGGUGGGUCCAAGGGUGGUAUGAUGUAGGCUGGUGGGUUAUGCGAAGCCUUCAAACGGUCAGACUCUGACCAACAGCUAUCUGAGAUGGUGGAUAGGUGACUCAGUGCAUGCAUGACAGGGUACGAGAGUACUGCCAUCUUGGUACGCGGGCGGGUACAUCGUGCUGUUAAUUAGCCUUACGGAGGCCGGGUGCCAAUGAGAGUCGUUGGCGGUGGCUGCGGGUAACAAGGGGUCCACCUCAGGGACAUACCCUGUCUCGCUCACCAAGCCUUUCAUUCUUCAUGAACCAGUCACUGCCGGUGUAUUUCAUUUCAUGCUCACGGGUAUCUGGCGAGCGCAUUUAGACGAACGGUAAUGUUCCACAUGUGAUUGGGCCAGACUUUCGAUGCAAUUUUUAGCUGUGGACUGUGGUCGUCCGUGAAACAUGGGACCUUUCAAGGCUGUGGAAAAUUUAUUUACAUUGAUGGUAACAGCUUCCCGUGCCAUUUCAAACUCUAUGCAUAACUUGUCGGUGUGGUGUGAUAAAUAAUGAUUGUGGCAAAAUUGCCAUACACUGACUAUCAACUUAAUACUAGAGAGAAGAUGCCCUGCUCUGGGCAAAUUCUUUUGUAUGUCAGCUACGGUGCGAGAAUAUAUACAUAUAUUUGACUGACAGGCUUCGCUUUCGCAUAGCAGAGGUGUUGCUCUCGCUAGGCUACGAAUACGGCGUGCUUAAUUGCUCUCUCAUCAGUGAUAAACUGGAGCACGUGCCAUAUUGUGCUGGCAUUAAUUAUGGGUGUUUAUCCUGCCUUUCCUUCCUUGCUCGGUCUUGUCUGUAGGGUAUAGAUUUGCUAGUGGGAAAGAUAAAAAUGAUUUGAGUGAUUUCAGGGUUUUCAGUCUCGUACUCUGCUAACGAAUUAGAGAUAGUUGACAAUUACUUUUUAUAAUGUUCAGUGUUUGUGAAAAACAGUGAAUAUUGGCUGGCAGAUCGUGAAGUGAUCUGCUAGUAAUUAAUUGAUAAAGGGUGCAUUAAUUUUGUGUGUUCCCGAGCUGUAAGAAUCGCAACGCUCAUGAUAUUUCAGCUAUUGACCUAUAGCAGUAAAGGAUAUGUCAAUGUUUUCAGUGUAAUGUUACAGUUGCGACUAUCUGAGCUAAUGCUGUCUCAGGACAAUAUGUUUAUGUUUCGGAGCAUCAUGUACUUUAUGUUUUGUAAGUUUAUGGAACAUUUUUGAACGGCAUUUGACCAAAUGUUCAUCAGCUUUCGACGUUUCAUUUUAACUCUCUGAAAUGAGCCUGCUUAAGUAAUUGAAAUGUCGAGCGGUGAGUGAUUUUGUAAAUCUGAGUUGGUAGGGUGAUACUAGAUGAUGAAGAGCUCAAGGAUAUUUUAGUUAAUUGCGGGGUCAUUGCCGCAUUAACUGUGAAACUAGCAUUGUUUAUACUCAGUCUGUUGAAGGGAGCCUGUGAAUGAGAAGCAACAUUCUGUUCACAUCGUGUCAUUGUUAUUGUGGGUUUUUAUGGUCGUGUUCCUUGUCGUGUGCCUUUGGCGAGUUGUCGCAGCUCGCCGCCCUCUUGCCUUGAUCAUGGAAUACUCGUUGAUGAUUUAAUCUAUCGUGUUGAUCACCUUAGCGCGAUCCUGGAUUACGGGUAUAUUCGUAUACUUCCGUAGUUCCAGGAUAUUCCGCGAUAAUGCUGCCUACACUCGGACCAUCCUUUUUUAAAUGAGCAAGACUGGUGUCAAUUGUGGAAAUCGUUUUUUUGUGUUUCUAUCAUUAACAAAUAAAAGAAUGACAGUCGGUA